UCAGGAGCAGCGCUCACCCUGCCGCGACUCUUCCUCUGACACCAACGCACGCACAAAACCACCACUGCUCAUUUUUUCGGGUGAUCUUUUUCCUCCCUGAGAAGCUAGCGGAGACACGGCGUGUUAUUUAUUUAUAUCGUGUGUGAGCCUGACAAUCAGCCGCGGCGGACGAACUGCGUCUUUGCGCGGAGAGGUCGGACUUCUUUGGCUGGGGAAAACACACCAAAACACACGCGAAAAGACUCCCGUCCUGUCGCCCCCCUUUUUAUCAGUCAGUUUUUUUUCUUGCGAUUUAUUUCCUGCUGCCAAACCAGGAACCCGGGACCGAGUCCCUGCUCUGAGGAUGAAAGAAAACUAGAUUUCUGAUCGAGGCUUUAAGGUUGUUUUACUGGAUUUAUUUCGCUGUGGAGGAAAAGAGAUCCGGGAGCGGAGCGGUGCGCAAAAAGCCGUCCUUCUCUCUCCUCUCCCCCCUCUAUCUCUCCAUCUAUCAAUCUGUCUACCUAUCCUCUUCUCUCUAUCUAUCUCUCCAUUUGUUUCCAUGUUUUUAGGUCCGUGCGAUUUUGCUAAAAUGCAUCAUCAACAGCGGAUGGCAGCUUUGGGAACAGACAAGGAGCUGAGUGACUUACUGGAUUUCAGCGCGAUGCGAAACAGCGAUUUGAAAAUGUUCCCAACAUCCAUGAUGUUUUCCCCUCCCGUUAGCAGUGGAAAGAACGGGCCGACAUCCCUGGGGAGCGGACAUUUCUCCGGCUCAAAUAUGGAGGAGAGAACGAGUGCAGGGUCAUGGGCGAGUGGAAGUCGUUCUUCCAAGAGUUAUGCAGAUGGGUCUCAGUACAUGGCAUCACAUGACAGCCUCUCACCUCCGUACACCAACUCCAGGCUAACAGGUAAAACAGAGAGGAGUUCGUACUCGUAUGGCAGAGAGUCCAACCCACACUGCCACCAGUCGAUACUGGGUGGCGAGUUGGGUUUGGGGAGUCCCGGCGCGGCGUCGCCCACCAAGCCGGCCGGUCAGUACUACCAGCACUACGGCUCCAAUCCACGGAGGAGAACACUGCCUAUGGACACCAUGGAGGUUCACACAAAAAAAGUGCGGAAGGUCCCUCCUGGCUUGCCGUCCUCAGUGUACGCUCCUUCUGCCAGUACAGCCGACUACAACAGGGACUCACCGGGUUAUCCAUCCUCCAAACCUCCCAGCUCUGGCUUCCCUAGCACAUUCUUCAUGCCAGACGGUCACCACAGUGGCGAUCCCUGGAGCAGCAGUAGUGGCAGUAUGGGCCAGCAGGGUUACCACGGCAGCAUGCUGGGGGGCGGAAACUCGGCCCACGGCCCCGCCCAGAGCUCCUCCUACUGCGGGAUUCACCCUCACGACAGAUUGCAGAGCUACCCGUCACACUCGUCUGCAGAUAUCAGCUCCAGCCUUCCUCCCAUGUCUAGCUUCCACCGAGGGGGAGGGAGUGGGGGCGGGGGCAAUCACUACAGCACCGCCUCUUGCACCGCCCCCACCAACGGCACAGACAGCAUCAUGGCUAACCGAGCACAGAGCGCAGCAGCCAGCAGCUCUCAAACAGGAGACGCCUUAGGGAAAGCACUCGCAUCCAUCUACUCUCCGGACCACACGAACAACAGCUUCUCGUCCAAUCCCUCCACUCCAGUAGGCUCCCCGCCCUCCCUCACAGCUGCCAGUUCAGCUGUCUGGUCGAGGAACGGCGGACAGGGAGCGUCAUCGCCAAACUAUGAGGCUCCACUGCACUCUCUGCAAAGUCGUAUAGAGGACCGCCUGGAGCGUUUGGAUGACGCCAUCCACGUACUGCGGAGCCACGCGGUGGGACCAUCAACGGCAAUGACCAGCGGGCACGGGGACAUGCACAGCCUCAUCGGGGCCGCACAUUCGCACAACGGCGCUAUGGGCGCUCUGGGCAGUGGGUAUGGGACAGGACUGCUGUCGGCCAACAGACACUCCCUCAUGGUGGCCUCUCACAGAGAAGACGGCAGCAGCGUGGGCAGUUUGCGUGGGGGGCAUUCAAUGGCGGGUCAGGUGCCAGGGCCUCAGCUCCCCGUUCAGUCGGCCACCUCGCCGGACCUCAGUCAGCCCGACCCGUACCGCGCCCUGUCCGGAGGCCUUCAGGGCCAGAGCACCUCCUCCGUCAGCUCGGAGAUCAAGUCUGAGGACGAGGGGGACGAGAACCUCCUGCAGGACACAAAACCCCUGGACUCCAAGAAGGAGGAUCCCGACAGCAAGGACCUCAAAGCUCUUGAUAGGUCAAGAUCUAGCAACAACGACGACGAGGACCUGUCUCCGGAGCAGAAGAUGGAGAGAGAGAGGGAACGGAGGAUGGCCAACAACGCACGGGAGCGUCUGCGCGUCCGUGACAUCAACGAGGCAUUCAAGGAGCUGGGCAGGAUGGUCCAGCUGCACCUGAAGAGCGAUAAACCUCAGACCAAGUUACUGAUCCUGCACCAGGCCGUGGCUGUCAUCCUCAGUCUGGAGCAACAAGUCCGAGAGCGAAACCUGAACCCCAAGGCGGCCUGUCUGAAGCGUCGUGAGGAGGAGAAGGUCACCGUGACAUCGGACGGAGCUCCCCUUUCAUUGGCCGCCGUGCACCACGCCGCCGCUGCCAUGGGCGACGGGUCAAACCCCUUGGGACAAAUGUCUAAGGUGCCAGAGUUCAUCAAGAUGAUGAGUGACCACUUCCUCUGACGACAUUUCCAUGACAACCCAGCAAUCGAUCAAACCUGUUGUUGCUUCAGCCUGACCAAUCAGAUUCUCUGGAACUUCAGCUUGACCAAUCAGAUCAGCCUCUUUCUCUCCUCUUGUCUGUCGUCUCUGAUCCUCCUCCUCACCUUCGUCUCCGCUCUGUCGAGGACAUGAACUGCAGAGUCACAUUAGUUGCUUUCGUCACUUUACAUCUCCAGCUGAAGUGAACUGGAAGCUACUUUGUGGAGACGUUAAAACAGCCACUGUAACAUGGCUGCUACAGGGUGGCAGUUUGUGGGAGCUUUUGACACAAAGUGACGGCAAUGGGCAAAAGUCUUUGGUAUCACAUUAUCCAAUAAAUUCUACUUCUUGUACUACUUGUUUUAUCAGCAUUCCCAGUUUUGAAGAACAAAAGGGAGAUAUAUAUAUACAUAUAUAUAUAUCUCCCUUUUGUCACCUUGUUAAAAAAGUGCUACUGGAUGUGGGCAAUGAUGGGUUGGGGAGUUGUUCAGAACGCAGCAAAACAUAUCAUAAAGUGUUUAAAGAGAUUUUUUUUAAGCAACAUUGCGCAGCUGUUGUUGAAUGCAGCUUCAGCGCGUCUCUGACUGAAUGGCAAUCUUACGCCACACUGUGGAUGAAGCUGUGCCUGAUCUCCUCUUGGAUGCAAACCUGUCAGAUAGAUACACAUGUAGAAGCAAAGCAAAUAAAUCUAAAAACAAAAGGAAUCAUCACUAAAAAACAAGUUUCUUCUCAUACAUCCUCUCAUAAACCCCACAUUUUCACAGAUUAAAGAAUAAAUGAACAUGCUAUUAGGUAUAUGUUGUGACCCUACUGCUUUCCGGAGGUGCUUGAUAUGCCGAGUGAUCUGAACGAAAUUGAGUUUGCUACGCUUUUUGACUAUCAUAGAUGCCUAGAAAGGAGUGGGGAUAAACAAGAAAAACGGGGGAAACUCGUACUUCCCCUUCUAAUGCAUUCCUUCAUAACUGCAAACAUUUACAGUAGAUUGUCAGUGUAAAAAUAAAUCUAAAUAUGUUUAUGUAUUUUAUUAGUGUUUUAUGCUAAUAGCCACGAUAGCCACGUUUGUUGACUUUGUUAACAGCAACAAAACUGUACACACUGCUAAUGUUUUUGUGUGAAGACAAAUACAAAUGGACAGUUGUACCCAAAAUGGCCUGUGUGUAUCUACUGAUGGGAAAAGAAUACCUAGAGAAUCAAUCGUUGAAUUAGUUAUUCAAUCAAUCAGUGAGUGUCUCCAGAGGGACUGAGGUGUUUAAAGCAUCGAAGGUAGAGGAAUUAAAGAAGAAAGACAGCUGUAGUGUACUUCUAAACAUGGCAGGAAGGACAGACUAUUCUUGACUAUUCUUCAUUUGAGAUUGUUUUUGUGGGUUUGUAAAUGACGACAGAAAGGAGGAGCUCUAGCAAACUUCCCAAAUCAGAGUCAGUGUCAGAUAUUCAUCAGCAUAGGCAAAACAGGCAGAUUUUGAAAUGGUUUGCCGAAAUUGAAGGAUUACUGGGCAGAUGGUUGAGAGGACUGACGAUAGCAAAUGAUAGUGGAUGGAUGAAUGGGUGGAUGAGAGGGCAGAGGGCUGGACUGAGCACUGAAGUAAAUUCAUUUUCACAUUCAGCACAUUCCCUGAACCCCAAUCACUCUACUCGAAUCGAGUGCUCCCGAUUUCCUGAAGAAAAACUAUGAGAGUUUCUGAAGUCAUGGAAGGGUAAGGAGAAAAGAAAAGACUGAAGUGGGCCAACCUCCUGAGCAGCUAGCGAGCAGGAUAAACAGAGAAUCCAGAGGUCUAAAUGACAAUGCAGGGGAAGCAAGGGAACAUUUAUCAGAGUGAGGGGUAUAUAAUUUUCUUAAGGACCAAGCUGCAGUGGUCAAAGCAUUCCUGUGUUGGAUUCAUUAGAUAUCCUUCAUUUUCUCAUUUCAUAUCUGGCUUACCCCAACCUUAGACUUCUUUCCUGAGUACCAAACUUGGGGGACUUUCUGAUUGACAUUUGCUGUCUAAAAAAAUAACAGACAAGUUUAUUGUUGUUGAGGUGUCUUUUGCUCGGACCAUUAUUUGCCUCAGAUUUUAUUGUCCUUGCAAUCCUUUGCUUGGUAUAGAGAUUAGUCAGGAAUUCUGCAGUCCCAGUGGUAUUCCUGUUAUAGCAGAGUAGUGUCUGUACUGGUUGGGACAGGAAAACCAAACAGUAGUAGAGAGGAAAUUGUUUUAAAUGCGGCCCACUAUCCGGGAACAGUCACGUUGUGACCCAAUGCAACUUUUCCCAGGUAGCUAUAUGAGCUACGGUUGCAGCUGAGUGAAGUCAUAAUUUCGGUUAUUGUGCUAGAGGACCAAAUGUGAGUAGACUGUGACUCAUAUACUGUAUGACUGCCAGACAACGCUAGUUUCCGAUUUUGGCUGAUUUGGCCUUAGCAUCAGCUGCAGCACUGAGAUGCUUUGGGCCAGUGUUAGCAACCAGAAUAAAAUCUGUCUAUUCUUGUGUCAUGAGUUAUGAGUCUGGUAUGAGUCCAGUAACCAGGUAUGCCUGACGUAGAGCCCAGAAAUUUUGAAUAAUAUACAUGUAAUCAAAACAUUUGUUAAAAUAGGUAUAUUUGAAUCAGUUGAAACCAGAUCAGUCACCUGGGGGUGGUCCAAUCCCGGAGCCUAACCACUAAUACAAUACAUUACUUAAGAAUUUCAAAGAGUUGCCUCUUGUACUUACACUUGGCCAGGUUUCUUGGCUAGAAGUUCUGGAGAAGUCAACAUUGAUUUGGGAGUGAUACAGGAUUGGGAAAGAAAAUUACGAAAAGGAUCUGGACAGGGUUGGACUGGCAGUGACAAAAGUCAUGACCCUGAUCAGGUGAUAGUGGGAAUAAAAUAAAUCAGAACGGGCCAGGUCAGGAAGGAAACUUAAAUUUGUAUUGCAUUGUUAUGCAUCACGGUCUACUAUCUGGAUAUUCAAACCCUAACCUUACCACUAACCCUAACAGAUGAAGGUAAUAAGACUAUCUCGAGGAGCAUCCACUGUUUAAUGGUGUCAAUCUGAAAGUCUCCUUUUACUCGUGCCCAAGUUUGAACCAUCCUCAGGCCUAUGUUUAAUCCCCAGUUCCAGUGCUGUCUUCUCUGCUGACCCUAGCCUUAUGAGCCCUAAACCAGAGCCCUAGCCCUUCUACCCAGCCUCAUGCCCCACCUAAGCAGUCCCACAGAUGCAAUUUGAACAUUCACACUUCUACCAAUGUGCCUUUUUAGAGUUCAUAUCAUUCAAGUUGCCAGAGGAGGACAUUUACCUGGUCUUUUAAUAGGAUGCAAGCUUAGGGAAACCUGUUCUUAGUCGUUAGGUUCUAUGCAGUCAGGUUUUUUACCAGACCUGGGAAUUUAAAAAAAGCUAAAAAGGAAAAAAAAGUAUUUUUUGGAUAAAAAAAACGAAACUGUAUUUAAUGUACUGUACGCUUAUAUGUAAGUAGACAGCGUGUUCUGGCUUCGAUCCAAUGAGACAGACGCUUGAUUUAGCAAAACGAAUCCCCGUACCCGUCCUUUUCGUCGCCCCAAGUCCUCCUUAACCCCCGAACCCUUCCUGUUCCAAGCCCCAGCCCUGUUUUCAUGGUGAACAACGCGUCUCUUCUUGUAUUAUAGCUUAUCAGCUUUUUAUCAAUAUUUGAUCGGCUUGUCCAUAAGCCAAUGUAGUCUUCAGUACAAAGUGUGUGGUUGUAUGUUGUAAAACAGAUUUUCUUUUUUUCUCUUUUUUAAGAAGAAUCUUUUCUCUUAUUACUUUUUCUUUGUCUGUUCUGGUUUACAUGUCUAUUAUAGAAAAUGUAAAAAAACAAAACAAAAACAAAUACAAAAAAACAACACAAUUCUCUAUCUGACAGCAUUGUUCUCUGUCGGUAGUCAUUUUGACACAGUUAAAAUCCUACCCAAUCAACAGGAUGGCACGGAAACUGGAAAAGAAUCUAUUUGAAUAAAUCAAUCUAUAUAUAAAUGUACAAAAAAUAUAUACGAUAUAUAAGGAGGGUGCCAUUUUCUGUUAUUUUUUUAUUUUCUGUUGCAAAGGAGUGUUUGCUUGGGGAGGAGUUAUUUUCUCUAAGACUGAACUGGCAGAAGUUGGCGAGGCCCCUCAGUGUUAUAAAUUUUCAACUGACUUUGUUGUUAUCUCUGUUGUUGCCACAACGCCCUCUGACUAGUACGACACCCUGCGCAGGACAAAAUGGGACCGGAGUUCCAUCAGCUCUAUUCACUGCUAUCUAUCCAAGGCAACAACACACAGACGUUUGUAAAUUGUAUGCAACAAAAUGGCAAACUUUACCAUUAUUUUGAAAUUGUGUAUGUAAAAGUUAUAUUUUUACAUGUAGACUGUUGUUAUUUUGUGUUUUAGGACUAUGUUGUAUCGGUUUUUUUGUUAAAAGAUGAAAAAGUAAAAUUCAGUAUGUGUUGAAAAAAAUGUGUCACAUUGAAAAUGUAGUGAGGUCAAAAGUUCUGAAUCAUUUCUUUUUUUCAACAUUAUGUUUAUAUCUGUGGGGAACAUUUUUGAUGGUUCAUGGAAGGAAUCAGAAAUCAUAAAAGAUAUAAGAUAUUUGUUUAUUUCUCCAUUCCUCAUUACAUUGCCAUUUUUAAUUGUAUUUUUUGUAAAUACUCAUAAAACGUUUUCUGUGGGGUUUCUGUAUGGUGAGGACUUGCCAGUGAGAGGUGAUGAUGAUGAACUUGUAUUGAUUUUUAGUAUGGUUGUAUUUGUCCGAUUACGGUAGCCAGGUGCCAACUUUUAGUCAGUCAGUGGUGCUCUGUACUGUAUGUGGUUUUGGUUACCAACCAUCUGAAGUGUAAGUCAAAUUAUUAGCUUUGCUUAAACAAAGAAUCACUCGUGUCAGAGCUGGCAUGAGCCAUUUUAUGCACCAUUUCAAGAAUUAGUUUUGACUUUGAUUUUCAAAAAAAAAUAACCUAGUGAAACUGGUAAAACUAAUACCCACUCUGUAACAUGCUAUUAGUAGUGAAAGUGCGAAUGCAAAAAUUCAUAAAAACACAUGAUGUCAUAACUCAGAAAUUGUUAUGUACAUGCAAAAUUUAUUUUGAUAAUCCCAAAUUUUUCCUAUUAUAAAGCUGUUGUAAUAAUUGUUAUAGACAACGUUUUUGUGAAAACACCUUUUCAGAAAAUGUUAUAAGGGGGUUUAACAAAUUCAAAGAUUUUAUGUUUAAUUAAAAUUAUGACAAAAACGUAACUUAGGUACUCAAAUUAACUUUGGUUCCACCUGGUGGCUUUGGGCCGGCUCUGACUCCUGUGCAUUUAUUUUCUUCAAGGUGGGUUGUAAAUGUUGAUUAAAUGAAAGACCCUCAGCACCUGAUUCAAGUUUAAUAUAUGAAAAUUUUGUUUGGAGAUUGGAGUGUUGCUAAUAUAAAAAAGCAGGUUAUCUGCAAACAAUCUUAUCAGCUAUUUGGCCAAAAAGAUAUCAGAUCAUGUGCAAGACAGUUUCAGUCAUUUGUUUUUAGUGUUUACCAUUAAAAUUGAGCUUUUUAUAAACAGGAAAAGCUGCUUUGAAUCGGACCUAGGUUAAACACUAGGAUUGAAUCUGUCGGUGUAAAUGCUAAAUGUAUUUUUUACGUAAUGUUAUUUUUGCAGUGCUUCAUUUCAUAUUUUCUUUGAUGUAUAACCAAGUCAUCUCCCGAACAGUAUCAUUUUUAUGUUACCCUGAUGUUUCUAAUAGCCAAAAUGUUUUUCUUUUCCCUCCUUCCCUUGUUGUACAUACACACCUCAUUUCUCUUUUUUCAGUGACUGUGCCAUGAGCUUUGUAAUCUGUUACUCUGUACCAGUUUUACUGCAAUAAUGAGUUGAAUUCAAAAUGGCCACUCCUGUCCUUUCUUUACCCAGCAAUGUCAGAAACAGGAAACAUUUCUCUCUUUUCUCAUGAUAGCUGACCCCAUUUAAUUAACAAAUACACUUGUAUACUGCAUACAUGAGCACUAACCAACAUCAGUAGCACAACAAAUCUGAAAUUUGGUACAUUUAUAUAAUGCUGAUUUUAAUUUGUAUUUUUUCCAUACAAAAAAAAUUGAAAGACAAUUUAAACGUUUUAUACAAAUGACCAUAUGGAUGUUAACAUGGCACUUCUCUUGCAGAAAAUUACUAUAAUUCCUGUGAAAGAAAAUGACAAAAUGAACAAUCAAAGCAGCCUGUUUUCAUGUCUUGCUUCUAUAUAACAACAAGUACAAAUGUCCACUGCCAGAAGAAAAAACUAUUUAAAACUCCUGCCAGUAUUUUAAAUUUCUUCUUGCUGAGUAUUUAAUUGAAGGCAUUGAAUAUUUUUUCCAGUUUGAUGUCCAUAAAUCACCAGAAAUUAUUUAAACUGCAAAAAAAAAAGCAUAUGUCUUACUUUCUUGGAAAAGAAGUUUAUUAAACCACCCCAGUAUUUUAGUUUGUAUGAAGUUGUGCUGACAAAAGUGAGUUCACAAUUGAGGUAGUUAAAGAACCCAAAGGGAGCUGUGAGAUGUAAAGAAAAUAACAGAAAUAAAGCUUUUGACAAAAAGAUUUUGUCAUUUUUGAGAGAUAUGAAAUUUCACAAACCAUGUGUGAUUAGUGUUCAUGAAAGUUAGUGAUGAUAGUUUUUCAAUUGGUUGUUCCUACCAAACAGUCUCACCCAGAGUCAGUUUAGAAGAUGCAUAUCAUUUUCAUCUCUGUACAUCAAUUGGAGAGGUCCAGGAUGUGUGUAGCCUAGCUUAGCACAAAGACUGCAAGCAGGGGCAAAAUGCUAGCCUAACUCCUUCAAAAGAGAAAAAAUACUCAAACUCUUUUCUCUUUUGUUGACAGUAGAGUUAGGAAAGAGCUCCAGCCUAGCAACUCAAAAAUGAGGACUGGACUUUUGAUAUGCUAUGUGCAGUCACUGCACCCAGUUGUUGUUGGCCAACAAAUAGGGCCAACACUAAAUGCUGCUAAAACCAUAAUGUCUUCUUUCAUCAUUUCUAUAUGUACAGCUAUUCAAUAUUUUCAAACAUGUAAACCAGAUAGACCUGGAUUUGAUACUGAGUUUCAGGUUUCAACACAAACACGCUACUUGGAAUAUACAGGAAUGUUUAUUUGUGCUUUUGGUGAACUGACCAUAUAAGAUGAGCUGAGGAUGAGAAAAGUUCAUAGUUUUAUAAAUGUGAAUUUAAGAGUUGUAAUUAACAACAACCUGCACAUCUGCAUCCAUCUGAUCCAUGCUUGCCACCAUUCUUUCAUCACAAGAAGAUAACAUCUGCAUUGUUAAUCCCACCUUCAAAGCUCUGAUUGGUUGAUUGUUUCCCCAACUAACUAAAACAACCAUCAAAGAGAACUACAACAAAACUGACUGAAUCGGUGAACAAAUCAGAUGUGGGCAGAACUUCAGAGGUCAGGAAGCAGGAUAUUAUUUAGCAAUUGGAGGCCCCAAAAUUCUAAUGUAAAUACAAAUUAUUAAUACCAGGGAACAAUUCAUUAAAACAUUUAAAAAUAAAAAUUGAAAAAAUUCCCCAUAGCACACUGUACUCUGUAGUUUCCAACAACAAGCACAAAUUAGUUGACUGAGAUGAAGUCGACUCACCUGCUUUUUCAGUUCAUCAUGUUCUCUCUGUAAGUAUUAUUAAUAGUCUGGAAGAACAUGCUUCAUUUUUCAGUAUUAUAAUCAUGUGAAGGUGAAAAUAUAUGACACGUGGCCUUUUUUCUUUCGUCUUGUUCCUAGUGAUGCAAAUCAGUGAAGAGAUGGAAAACAAAAAAAUACCCUGUUAUCAGUGCCUGGGCUUUUUGUUAAAGCUUCCUUUGUCUAGUGCUCUUUUGCUAUGAGUAGACUUAGUGCACCCUAUUAUAAACCCCAUAUUUGACCUAAAUCAAUCAUUAAUUUAAAUUCAAAUAUAUUUGGCUUACUUUUUGGUAGGGGCAAUACUUUUAUACCGUAACUAUUGAGAAUAAUAAGUAAAGACAAAAUGCAAGCUUACUGUAUGACUGAAACAGAGUAACUACAAUAAAAUAUUCCACUUUGUAAUUUUAAAAUUAUUUUGUAAUAUUUUAUCUGACCUACGUGUUACUGAAGACGAGCCUGUGAGGCUUCUUGUGUGAUGGGUCAUGGUUAGAGGCCACGGUUGGGAACGUCCCAUCUCAGCAACAAAUAACGAAACAAAAUAUCAGAAAAAAAUUCAAAUAAUAAAAACUUACAAAAAUACAGCAGUUACAUUUUUCCCCCAGUGUGUGGCUGAGUGCCUCUUUAUUUCAUUGUAUUUUUUGGUGUACAUGUUCUUUUCUACACUUCCAUUUUCUUAAUUAUUUCUGGUUAAUGUUGUAUUCUUUAAAUUUGUUUUUUAUGUUAUAUAAUUAUUAUUGUCCUUAUGGUUGCUGUUAUUGUUGAUGUUGUUAUUAUUACACUUUGUUUUUAUUCCAGAUCAGUGGAGAUGUUGGGAAACAGGUUCUUUUUGAUUUCUGUGCUGAGGGUUUUAUUCUUCCUCGUACUAGCCCAACAGUUGCCUGUUGGUUCUCAUCUUGUAGUGAUUCAAUGAGGUUCAUGUUCAUGACCGUUCUGUAGCAAUAAAUGUGCCAUUUUUAUAAUGCA
Messenger RNA from Micropterus dolomieu (smallmouth bass), 11219 nucleotides. RefSeq names its product transcription factor 4-like. The record is from RefSeq and is a predicted model, not a curated record. NCBI's taxonomy places the organism in Eukaryota, Metazoa, Chordata, Actinopteri, Centrarchiformes, Centrarchidae. The transcript has 20 exons. Gene Ontology annotation, cellular component: transcription regulator complex. Bases 539 to 2698 code for a protein of 719 amino acids. Gene Ontology annotation, biological process: regulation of transcription by RNA polymerase II. Gene Ontology annotation, molecular function: protein dimerization activity; RNA polymerase II cis-regulatory region sequence-specific DNA binding; DNA-binding transcription factor activity, RNA polymerase II-specific.